AUGCGUGGCAGGAAUGCAACGCUUUGGAACAUCAGCUAUUCCCACUCAUUCUAUUGGGCUGCCCUUCUUCGAUCCGAUUGGAGGCUUGCCACUUCGCUCUUGCUUAGACCACGUCCCGGAGAGUACCCGGAAACUGAGGCUGGGCGACGUGCAUGGACCGAGGAAAAGGACCUGGAGAAAGCACUGCGCCUGAUCCCGCGCCGAUGCGUAGCAGAGAGAGAUGAAUUUAUUGGGAGGGCUAUCGGCGAUACCUCGAAAUCUACGCCUUAUGUACGUGCACGCAUAUCAAUCCUACGUGUGGAAUGCCAUCGUAUCCGAGCGUAUCAAGUCAUUUGGUCGUACCCGGUUGUCGGAGACGUCGUGUACGAUGAUGAAGGUACCAAUAAUAGCUCAGAACGAGAGAAGGCGAUGAAAACGAAGGAUAUUGACGACCUCGGCAACGGAGAAAGUGAGAAAAGAAUGGAAAGUGGCAAGCGGACCGCACCUAGGAAGGUCAAGAUAUUGGCUGAAGAAGAUUUGCCUCAUUAUUCGAUGUUUGAUAUCGUUAUGCCUUUGCCGGGGACGGACGUAGCUGGGGGCGAACUUGGAAAUAUGUACCGGGAAUUCUUGAAACUGGAUGGACUGGAUCCGAAUGACUUCAAAACAUAA
Molecule: messenger RNA, 648 nt
Organism: Rhizoctonia solani
Lineage: Eukaryota; Fungi; Basidiomycota; Agaricomycetes; Cantharellales; Ceratobasidiaceae
Product: pseudouridine synthase
Exons: 6
Coding region: 1-648 (215 amino acids)
Biological process (GO): pseudouridine synthesis
Cellular component (GO): nucleus
Molecular function (GO): RNA binding; pseudouridine synthase activity
Source: RefSeq, a predicted model, not a curated record